AUGCCUUUCAUUGGUCGUGAUUGGCGAGCACCUGGUGAAACGUGGGUUCGUACUCCACAUACAAAUGGAUGGGAACAGACUAAAUUGAGACCGGUGCAGAUUUCGUCAGAACCAAUUUUGAUUCCUCAAGUGUCUUCUAGUCCAACUCUCGGAAGUAGUUCAUCUCCAAAGUUCAUUCUCGAUUCGGGUUCAUCAGCAUCUUCAGUUCCGAAAUUCAGCCUCUACGAUUCUGAACAAAACAGUUCAUGUGGAUCUCUACCUGGAUCCGUCACCGAAAGUGCAGAUGACUCUGACUCUGCAAAUGACAAAGACUGGAUUCCACACUGUUUCGUAAAGAGCACAUCGAAAGAGUUCAUCGGAUGCACCAGCAUGUCUGAGGCAUUCCAUCGUUUGGAUUUGGCUCGUGCUGUUAACGAUGUCCGAAGAUUUAAUUUCAUUUGCAAGGUAGUUCAAAUUCUAGUCGAAGAAAAGUUGCCAAAUCUGUCAGCAACUGCUCGUAAAUCACUUUUGGGUAUUCUCACUGCCAUAUGUUUCCGAUCAUCAAACGAAGAUAUCAACGUGUCAACUGCUAAAGAUCUAGUCAAAAAUUUUGGUAACGGGUUAGACAAUGUCAAUGUAUGCGGUUCACCUCAAUUGGUUUCUCGUCAUCAUCAAACGGCUUCAUCCCUUCUCGAUCUUAUUUCUGAAAAGAACAUUCGCACAGCUGCAGAUGCUGAUGAUGAAAGUUCUCUCACUUUCUUCGAUUUACCAAGAGAGAUUGUCACUCUGAUUCUCCGUCGCCUUCCUGAUCAUCAAUCACUUCUGGAAACCGCCCAAGUUCAUGAAGCCUUCCAGGAAAUCAUUGAUGGAGAGGACAAACUCUGGAAAUCUCUGUGCACUUUCCAUUUUCAAGAGUAUCAGAUCAUCAAACAGAAAACUCCAGGAAAAUCAUGGCGUCAAGCAUUCUUUGACCUCAAAAAAUACCAUGGGUGUCGUGAACUCUACGCAGAUCUCAUCCAUAUCUGUUGUCAUUGCAAAGCCCUCUUCUGGAAAAGUCUGGGACAUCCAUGUGUCCGUGAGACAAGUGCUCCAUCUGUUAGAGUCACUCCACGACAGUUUGUUGAUAUGUUGAUUUAUUUGUAA
This is a messenger RNA of Caenorhabditis briggsae, 1122 nucleotides long. RefSeq names its product Protein CBR-MFB-1 (gene Cbr-mfb-1). Bases 1 to 1122 code for a protein of 373 amino acids. Gene Ontology annotation, molecular function: protein binding. Gene Ontology annotation, biological process: protein ubiquitination. Lineage: Eukaryota; Metazoa; Nematoda; Chromadorea; Rhabditida; Rhabditidae. The record is from RefSeq and is a predicted model, not a curated record. Gene Ontology annotation, cellular component: SCF ubiquitin ligase complex; nucleus; cytoplasm. The transcript is spliced from 6 exons.